AUGAGCCAUCCGAUCGUGCAAAGGCUGUUGGAUGUCAAAUUCAACACGAAAAAGUUCCUGGAAUUAGCGACACAUGGCGGCAAGAACUUUCCCGACAAUGAAGGUCGAAAGUUCUACGCUGAUCAUUUCGACCUGACCCUGCAGGUAGUAUUAAUGUCAGGAUCCACUUUGAAGUUCUUUGCAGGCUUCUAUUCUCUACGUGGUGGUGGUGUUCGGCACGAAAUGGUUUAUGCGUAACCGACAGCCAUUUUCGCUUUUUGUCCCGCUCAACAUCUGGAACUUUAUCCUCGCGGCUUUCUCCAUCUUGGCAACUAUUCGGAUGACUCCCGAGUUCUUCUCUGUCUUAACCAAUAAAGGAGUCGUUAGUGAGUUAUCUUUCGCCUUUGUUAUAAUACCUUGGUGUUGAAUUUAAUCGAGGUUCUAUGUUUCGUUAUCAGUGGCCAAUUGUCACUUGAAAUGAAAUAGAGAUAGUGAAUUAUUUUCUUGGGUAUAGAAAUUGGUGCGAAAUUUUUUAAAAGAAAAAAGAAAAAGAACAAUGCCGGCGAACUUUUUGUAUCUUGGACAAUCAAUGAAAUUCAGAGAUAAAUUCGGACAACUGGACGAAACAGAAGAGCCUUAAGUUUGUAAUUUGAAGAUUCAUACUGUUACCUGUACGACUUCACGAAGGGGGAUAAUGGCUACUGGGCGUGGUUGUUCAUGGCCUCGAAGCUUUUCGAACUCGUCGAUACGGUUUUCUUGGUCCUUCGUAAACGCCCUCUCAUGUUCCUUCACUGGUUAAUUUUUUUCUUUGUUUGAUGAUCGAAGCUGAUUUGUCAACAGCGAAUAAAUUAUGGGAAAAUUAUUGGAUUAUUUUCUUGGCGACUUAAAAAAGUUAUGGUGCCCGAAAACUAAACAUGGCUUUCCUAGAUUUUUUGUUCACUUUGAAAUCUACGGGUAGCUGUUUUAAACUUUUUUCUUCUUCAUGUGUAGAUUGAAAGUAUAAUGAUUUCUAUUAGGUCUCAUGCAAAAGAGCCAAUUUUGUAGCGUAUCGAGCAAUUAUUUUCUGAGGUUGUUUUAAUAAUGAGCUCUUUAUUUCAGGUACCAUCAUAUCCUGACUCUUAUCUAUGCGUGGUACUCGCAUCCCAACUCUCCAGGUUUCAACAGAUAUGGUAUCUAUCUCAACGUUUUGGUUCAUGCGUUCAUGUACUCGUGAGUUUUUGUCCCUGCCUCUAUUCCAAAAAUUCACCUUCACUUAAAUUAUCUACAGAUAUUAUUUCUUGCGGUCGAUGAAGAUCCGUGUGCCUGGAUUUGUCGCGCAAUUCAUCACUUCGAUCCAGAUCCUCCAGUUCAUCAUUUCGUGCAGUAUCCUCGCGCACAUUGCUUUCCUCGUUCACGUGCAGAAUGUUAGUUGGAGUUUUCAGUAUUCGUUAGAUUAGCAGAAGAUUUAUAUGUUAGAAGAAAUUUGAAACAAGGGAAACAUGUCAUUUAUAUCCACUUAUCACAUUCAAACUUCUUUUGUUCUCUCUUGAAUAUUUUGAACUUUACAAAAAAUUACACAAGGACAUUCAAUUCAGGUGCCAUGCGAUUUUGACUCGGGCGUUUUCAAACUGGCUACGUUCAUGGACACAACUUACCUUAUCCUGUUCCUCAACUUCUUUUUCAAAUCCUAUAUCUACAAAGGCGGUAAGGCCAAGUACCGCUCGGUUGAAACCAAGAAAUCUCAAUAG
Caenorhabditis auriculariae is the source of this 1706-nucleotide messenger RNA. Lineage: Eukaryota; Metazoa; Nematoda; Chromadorea; Rhabditida; Rhabditidae. The record is from the annotation of a GenBank genome assembly.